AUGUCUGCCACCACAGCUGCCGCCGCCGCCGCGGCGCCGACAACGAGCUUGCAGCAUGUACAGGGACCUCCCUACCCGCCCCAGGGCGCCGCACUCGGCGGUCGACCAACCACCACCGUCGAUGUCCCCCUCUCCUCCGUCUUCCUGCUCCUCUUCGCCAUCUCCGCCGCCGCCCACAUGACGGUCCUGCAGCGCAACAACCGUCGCGGCCGCAAGUUCCUCCUCUCCGGCGUCCUCUUCGGCUUCUCCAUGGCCCGCAUCGUCGCCAACAUCCUCCGCAUCGUCUGGGCCUGCUACCCGUCCAACCCGAGCAUCGCCAUCGCCGCCUCCGUCUUCGCCAACGCCGGCGUCCUCCUCCUCUUCGUCGUCAAUCUCAUCCUCGCCCAGCGCCUCUUGCGUGCCCACCAGCCCACCCUCGGCUGGAGUCGGCCCCUGCGGCUCGCCUUCAAGCUGCUCUACGCUGCCGUCGCCGCCUGCCUCGUCAUGGUCAUCGUCGCCCUCGUCUGCAGCUUCUACACCCUCGACCCAGAAGCCCUCGGCCGCAUCCGUGACGUUCAGCUCUUCGCCGUCACCUUCCUCGCCGUCCUCGCCUUUCUCCCGCUCCCCAUCACCCUCCUCGCCCUUCUGCUGCCCCGAAAGGAGCCCGUCGACGGCUUCGGCACCGGCAGCAUGCGCACCAAGAUCCUCCUCGUCCUCUCCACCACCGCCCUGCUGUGCUUCGGCGCCGCCUUCCGUGCCGCCGUCGCCUACAUCCGCCGCCCUGCCAACGACCCUGCCUGGUUUCACCACAAGGCCGCCUACUACUGCGUCAACUACACCAUCGAGGUCGUCGUCAUUUACGCCUACCUCUUCUUCCGCUUCGACCGUCGCUUCUGGAUCCCCGACGGCAGCGACCGGCCCGGCGACUACGCACGCCUCGCCCCCGACCACGUCACAGCCGAGAAGAAGGUGGCCGGCAGCGACGACGGCUUCCGUCCCGACACCCGAACGACCGCUGAGCCGAACUAUCCGAGUUUGCAUCGGACCGACGAGCAUGGCGCGGACGAACGUGUAUGA
Drechmeria coniospora is the source of this 1056-nucleotide messenger RNA. RefSeq lists its product as uncharacterized. The transcript is spliced from 2 exons. The record is from RefSeq and is a predicted model, not a curated record. The coding region runs from base 1 to 1056 and encodes 351 amino acids. Lineage: Eukaryota; Fungi; Ascomycota; Sordariomycetes; Hypocreales; Ophiocordycipitaceae.